Messenger RNA from Puccinia triticina, 702 nucleotides. RefSeq lists its product as uncharacterized. Lineage: Eukaryota; Fungi; Basidiomycota; Pucciniomycetes; Pucciniales; Pucciniaceae. The record is from RefSeq and is a predicted model, not a curated record. The transcript has 3 exons. The coding region runs from base 1 to 702 and encodes 233 amino acids.
AUGCCAUUCCAAAUAGCCCGAAUCUUUGUCCUCCUUCUUGUCUCUACGUCUGCAAUGGCCUUACCACUUGAACUUGAAGGACGCGAUCCAGAGUUUAAGACUCGCGGAAUGAUUAUCAAGAGGCAAAACAAGGACAAUUUAGUGGUCACUGAUACCAAGGUCCCCGUGAUCACAUCCGGUGUCAUCAAUGAAAACAAGCUCACAUCCACCACUGACGCAAACAAGCCGAAGAAUCCGAAGGUUAAAGGCACUCAACCCGGAACAUCGGAUAAUAUCCCAAAGACCAACCUGGACAAAACCGUCCCACCCCCGGACACCCCCCCUCCAGCAGUCCCACCGCCCGUCACAGUCCCCGGAACAACCCCUGAUAGCCCCAACACCAAGCCCAAGAAAACCCCUGAGGAGAAGGAACAGGAACGGCAGGCAAAGAUCGCUAAACACAAGAAGAAAAUCAUCGAUUUGAAGAAUGAUAUCAAGAAGGAGGAGGAAAAGAUCAAGAAGCUUGAAUCAGUUGAGUCACUUGCAAAGGAGAUUUAUAUGCUAUCUGAGGGCAAGGAUGACAAGAAGAAGCCAGCCGGCAAUUCUCAAAAAGAUUCGGACAAGAAGGAUUCUCCCAAAGAGAAAGGAACCGGCGGGUCAAGCUCGUCUAACAACAAAACAAGCUUCAAAGUUGCCGUCCCAAACGUGGCUCCCUUAGCCUAG